ACGAAGGGUGCUAGCUAUAUCUGAUGGAAUUGAACAUAUUGGGAAUCUUCGCUGGGAACUUGCUCUGUGCCUCCUUGCUGCUUGGACUAUCUGUUAUUUUUGCAUUUGGAAAGGAACAAAGUCUACUGGAAAGGUUGUAUACGUAACAGCCACAUUCCCCUAUAUCAUGUUGAUGAUUCUUCUGAUUCGUGGAGUAACAUUACCAGGCGCUUCUGAGGGGAUAAAAUUCUACUUGUACCCUGACCUUUCUCGACUGUCUGACCCACAGGUGUGGGUGGAUGCUGGUACACAGAUAUUUUUCUCUUAUGCGAUCUGCUUGGGGUGCUUGACAGCCCUGGGAAGUUACAACAACUAUAAUAAUAACUGCUACAGAGACUGCAUCAUGCUCUGCUGCUUGAACAGUGGCACAAGCUUUGUUGCUGGUUUUGCUAUCUUUUCAGUUCUUGGAUUUAUGGCUUAUGAACAAGGCGUGCCCAUUGCAGAAGUUGCAGAAUCAGGACCAGGACUUGCAUUCAUUGCUUACCCUAAAGCUGUUACCAUGAUGCCUCUUUCUCCUCUGUGGGCAACUCUGUUCUUCAUGAUGCUCAUAUUCCUUGGAUUAGAUAGUCAGUUCGUGUGUGUUGAAAGCCUUGUGACAGCUGUUGUAGAUAUGUAUCCAAAGAUUUUCCGAAGGGGCUACAGAAGAGAACUGUUGAUUCUCGGCCUUUCCAUUGUAUCAUACUUCAUUGGCCUAAUAAUGUUAACUGAGGGUGGGAUGUACGUCUUUCAGUUAUUUGACUCUUAUGCAGCUAGUGGCAUGUGCCUUCUUUUUGUUGCCAUAUUUGAAUGUGUCUGCAUUGGCUGGGUUUACGGCAGCAAUCGCUUUUAUGAUAACAUUGAAGAUAUGAUUGGGUACAAACCACUGUCAUUGAUUAAAUGGUGCUGGAUGGUCUUAACUCCAGGUAUUUGCGCAGGAAUCUUCAUCUUUUUCCUGGUGAAAUACAAGCCUUUGAAAUACAACAAUAUAUAUAUAUACCCUGACUGGGGCUAUGGCAUAGGGUGGAUGAUGGCGCUCUCUUCCAUGAUCUGUAUCCCUUUGUGGAUUGGCAUUAAGCUGUGGAAGACAGAAGGCACUUUCAUAGAGAAAUUCAGGAAGUUGAUUACACCUAGCUCAGAUCUGAAAAUGAAAGGGAAACUUGGAGGAGCCUACAUGGCCGCAAUAAAUGACUGCGAUGCCAAACUGAAAGGAGAUGGCACCAUUUCAACCAUUACAGAAAAGGAGACACAUUUCUGAAAGAACUAUCUUUUUUGUUUUAUUUUUUUUGUAUAAAUAAAUAAAUAAAUACAUUCACUUAAUUAUAGAGGCUGGCUUGUUUUGCACAAAAUUUUAUUAACCAGUUAAUUUUAAAGUGAAAAUUGUAUACUUGUUUAAAAGUGAUUUUUUUAAAUUACUAUAUAAGUAAUGAUUAUGUAAAAGAAAAAGAAAUAGUAUUAUAUGGUAUGUUAGUGAUGACUUCUUGUAAUAUGGUGAUUUCAGUAAAUGUUUUUUUAGCAGUUAGAGGGACCUGUAUAAUGUGCUGUAAAACUUCUCUGCUUUGAUUUCUGGCAGGUGUAAUGUUGUAUAGAUAUAUGCGUUCUAAUCUGUAAGCAUUUCAGACCAUUUCAGCUUUUAAUGUAUGUAUAUAAAGGGGACCAG
This is a messenger RNA of Cariama cristata (Red-legged seriema), 1675 nucleotides long. RefSeq names its product solute carrier family 6 (neurotransmitter transporter), member 11 (gene SLC6A11). Gene Ontology annotation, cellular component: membrane. The record is from RefSeq and is a predicted model, not a curated record. The annotation marks the transcript as partial. NCBI's taxonomy places the organism in Eukaryota, Metazoa, Chordata, Aves, Cariamiformes, Cariamidae. Gene Ontology annotation, biological process: sodium ion transmembrane transport. The transcript has 10 exons.